Messenger RNA from Colletotrichum lupini, 555 nucleotides. RefSeq lists its product as uncharacterized. The record is from RefSeq and is a predicted model, not a curated record. NCBI's taxonomy places the organism in Eukaryota, Fungi, Ascomycota, Sordariomycetes, Glomerellales, Glomerellaceae. The coding region runs from base 1 to 555 and encodes 184 amino acids. The transcript has 6 exons.
AUGUCAUCCAUGGCCCUGGUCUCCCCAUCAUGUUGCCAAGUUGAUGCCAAGUUGUUGCCAAAUGCGACCCCAGACUCGGAGACAGGGGUGGAAAAAGACAAGACGAACCAUUUUACCCCGCUGUCGGCCCGUAUUCUUUGGAGCGUUUAUUUCACGAACCAAGGAACCCCUCGGUGUUUCCAACGUGUCAUUGACGCACCAAAGAGGCUUGUUAAUAAGCGCUUCCUGGAGAAGCGCAACGCUUUUUGCGGCUUGGAGUGGCAGAUCAUGAAGCUAUUGACCUCCCUUGCGUCAACGGCUUUCUCGGUAGGAUUGACGGAUGGUUUCUCCAUCAUUCAAUUCUUGCUGCCUGGUGACAAAUUGGCAAUCGCAGAGAGCAAUGCAAACGUUUGGAGUCAAGCUGAUGCCACGCGCUCAACUAUGCCUGCGCUGAUCUCCCGUCCGAAUGUUCUUGGCAGGAGCCGAGCCAAUCAUGGACGCAGUGAGAAGAUUUCGACAGCUGAGAUCCAGCAAAGCUUUGGCGAGACCACCCAUUCGACAAGUUUAUUGAACUAG